AUGACGGCAGCACUAACACUCAUCACUCCUCAUGCCAUCCGGGUGCAGACCCCGCCCCGCCACAUCCCUGGGGUCGUGGAGGUCACACUGUCAUACAAGUCCAAGCAGUUCUGCAAGGGAGCGCCGGGCCGCUUUAUCUACACAGCCCUGAAUGAGCCAACUAUAGACUACGGUUUCCAGAGGCUUCAGAAAGUCAUUCCAAGACACCCAGGAGACCCAGACAAACUAGCAAAGGAGAUGUUGUUGAAGCGAGCAGCAGAUCUGGUGGAGGCACUGUAUGGGAAUGCCCACAGUAAUCAGGACAUGCUUAUGAAGCGGGCUGCAGACAUAGCAGAGGCUCUCUACAGCGUCCCACGGCCCCACAGUCAGCUCCAGGCCCUGCCCUCCUCGCCAGCCCACGGCAGCGUCAUGGGCAUCAGCUCCUACCCCCCGCAGCUGGGCAUCAGCCUGUCCGACCCACAGAGUGCCAGCCAGGGUUACAUGCGUAACUCCAGUAGUCUCUCUCCACGGGGGUACCCGUCUGCCUCCACGCCUCAGCAGUCCGGCUAUGCCAGUGCGGGCGGCAUGGGCGGCGGGUACAGCGCCGUGCCCAUGAGCAGCCUGGGAGUGCCAGGGUCGCCGGGGUUUAGCAAUGCCUCUCCGUCAGCCUCCCCGUACGGCAUGAUGCCCUCCAGUCCUGGAGUCCCCGGGUCGGGCUCCUCCUCCUCCUUGCUGCCCUUCUCCUCCUUCCCCACCUCCUCCUCCUCCUCAGCCAAACAGAAGAGUGCGUUUGCCCCGGUGCUCCGCCCACAGGGGGCGCCCUCCCCUGUCUGUCCCAGCUCUGGCAACAGCUUCAGAGCGAUGACUGGCCUGGUGGUCCCGCCCAUGUAAGGAGGGGACCAAUCAUCUCUUUCUCAGCAACAGCCCUGACCAAUCACAAACUCUACAGCCUGCCAAGGCUUUAGGGCUGCAGGCACACUUCUAACAUCACUGCCUGUCAACGAAUCCCAGAGGCCUUUCCAAAUCUCCAGACAUUCCUCCGAUGGAAGAGAGAACCCAGGCAGACUGCAGUGGAACCAGCACAAGGCAGAACAGAAUCUCUUUUGACUCAAGCACACGGUUGAUGAAACCACAGGAGAGAGGGGUUCAUGCGAGAAGAGCGCUUAAACUAAGAAAUCUGCUUGCAUCUCGCAAAAGAAGUUGCCAUAUCUCCCUCCUUUCCUAAUACCUACGUAUACACAUUCAAACACACACACACACACGCACAGACACACAC
This is a messenger RNA of Clupea harengus (Atlantic herring), 1255 nucleotides long. It is a transcript of the gene ebf2, whose product is annotated as transcription factor COE2-like. Gene Ontology annotation, biological process: regulation of DNA-templated transcription. The record is from RefSeq and is a predicted model, not a curated record. The transcript is spliced from 8 exons. NCBI's taxonomy places the organism in Eukaryota, Metazoa, Chordata, Actinopteri, Clupeiformes, Clupeidae. Gene Ontology annotation, molecular function: DNA-binding transcription factor activity; DNA binding. Bases 1 to 870 code for a protein of 289 amino acids.